Molecule: messenger RNA, 1193 nt
Organism: Nematocida parisii ERTm1
Lineage: Eukaryota; Fungi; Microsporidia
Exons: 1
Coding region: 1-1182 (393 amino acids)
Biological process (GO): zinc ion transmembrane transport
Cellular component (GO): membrane
Molecular function (GO): zinc ion transmembrane transporter activity
Source: RefSeq, a predicted model, not a curated record
AUGGAAAGUGGUGGACCAACGUAUAUGGCAUUAACUAUAUUUGCUGUGUCAUUCAUUCCUAGCUUAUCGCCGUAUGCUCUUCUUUCAUCUAAAAGACUUAAGAAUAUGUAUGAUAAGGCUAGUAUAGUCUCGGCAGGGCUUCUUUUAGCUAUUUUAUUCAUUGACUUUAUGCCGCAUUUAGUUGAAGGGGGCUGCGGCCAUUCGCACGGACACGAGCAUUCACACGCAAUUAGUAAUGUACCGGUGAAACCCCAGACAUCUGGUCAUAGCACAGCACAUGAAGCAGUGAGUGGUGCAGCCGCAUUAAACAAUGUGAUGCACGACCAUUCACAUGGGCAUAGUCGCUCACAUGAGCACACCGGCCAGACAGAGCACAGUCAUUCAUAUGAGCACACUGACCAGACAGAGCACAGUCACUCACACGAGCACGGAUCAGCUCAGUCAAGAAUAGGACUCAUUCUUGCAGGACUGACUCUAGUGGGUCUGAUCAUUAUUGACCAGAAGGUAAUAAAGCAUUCACAUUGUGACAAUGAGAAGAGCAUGGAAAAAAUCAAGGCAGAUGAAUCAACUACACAUGAGCAUGGGCAUGGUCACUCACACGGCCACAGUCAUUCACAUGGGCACAGCCAUGCAGUAGAAGUAAACAGAUUUGUGGAUGAAGAUUCUCAUGCGAAUAAGCUCGCUUCAAAGAAAUCAUCAGAAAUCAAAGGAUGUUGUACAGAAGGAUUAAAAUAUAAAACCACGAUAAAACAGGCACUUAUAUUUAUAUUCAUUUUCUCUAUUCACUCAAUAUUUGAAGGAUUUGCAUUUACUUCUGGGCAGGCAGGGCAGUCUACACUGUUCAUAGGCCUUGCAGUGCACAAAGUGCUUGAGUCAGUUACUGUGGGAGUUGCUUUGUUUUCUUCUCAAUUUAAGAAACCCGUGGUUGUUGGCCUAUUAUUAGUCUACUCCUCACUUACCCCAAUUGGAAUGCUUUCUGCAUACUUUAUCUCAAACAUUUUCAGUGGUGGGCUCAUAAAGAGUAUAUUUACAGGCAUCUCCUUUGGUAGUUUGUCAUUUAUUGUGCUGGUAGAAAUGCUGCCACCAAUUGUUCACUCUCUAACCAAUGGAAUGAAAAUAUUCUACCUUUUAUGUGGAUAUUUAGUAGGGGCAGGACUUAUUUGUCUGGCACAUUCCCAUUAGAAUUUCUGGCU